Messenger RNA from Erpetoichthys calabaricus (reedfish), 3022 nucleotides. RefSeq names its product family with sequence similarity 110 member B (gene fam110b). The coding region runs from base 1053 to 2168 and encodes 371 amino acids. The transcript is spliced from 6 exons. The record is from RefSeq and is a predicted model, not a curated record. NCBI's taxonomy places the organism in Eukaryota, Metazoa, Chordata, Cladistia, Polypteriformes, Polypteridae.
GAAGAGACGGCUGCACGCUCGUUGCGUUCUAGUAAAAUAACGUCACGCACGUCUGAUCGCCGUUUAAAAAUGUUUGCAGCUUUCUUAACACUCUGAGGACUGUCGCUGUAGUGUAGCGUGACAGUCGCGACGUAUGCGAGUGGACGAGGGCAAUUUUUCCUGCUCGUCUCUCCACCCCCCGCCUUUCUAUGAUCUCCAAAUCUUGGUAGGGAUUGCUGACAGCGGCGAUUGAAUUAGCGCUGCGGGACUGAAAGAGGCGGCAGUACAGCGUUAACCGCUGGGUAGCGGGGUUGCCAGUGUAUUCAAACAGACGCGCCGGCUCUUGUCUUCUUGAGUGACAGGCACGCAGAUCUGGAAAUGUUAUGUCAGAGUACAUCCGGCUGCAGACUCCAAAGUCCAUGACAGUUCUGUGGUUAGGACGCAGCCAAUAAAUGAAAAGGAAGUACAUAUAACUAGGCAGCCUGCAAAGACCUAACACAAAUGCCGUAAGAUCAAGAAACUUUGCCUCAUACCGAUUCCAAGACCUGUCCUCUCAAGCCGUUGUCCUGUGUCAGGAAGAUUGAAUGCACACUAACAGCCCCCGGGAAAGAACCAACAGAUUGCAUAUCAGCAAGAUAAUAGAAACCUACAGAUUAGAAAUUGUCAAGAUCUACUACCUUUGUCCUACUUCAAAAUUUAUUAGCUGCUGUUUCAAAAUGAAGAAAUGGCAUACGAGAACAUUACUGAAGAACAAGAUAACUGGCUGGGUUGAACACAAAGGAAAAGACAGGAUUCUUACUUUCCCCGUUUCUUCAUCUAAAAGAAAUCAGUGGAGCAGAUUAAUACAGACUUGUGUCUGGUGGUCCUUUUCCCUUUUUUUUAUUUUGCACAAAGGCUGUCUUCAAAGAAAGCACUGCAUUUAAUGAGCUGUGAGAUGAGGCCUUGCUGCUAACAAUCAGAGGACAGCGAAUUCAUCAUCCAUUCAUCGGGCUUGAUGUAUAUGUUUCUAUCCAGCACUCUCAGGGGAGCCUACCACGGAAUUCAAAACGGCUGCUGGGGAAAGACCAUCAGACAUGCCUACAGAAACACUACAGACAGAUAGCAUGGUCAAACCCACAGGUCAGACCACUACCUUUGCAUCGGCUGUCCCACUACGGAUACUAAACAAAGGGCCAGACUAUUUCCGUCGGCAGGCAGAACCCAAUCCUAAAAGACUGAGCGCAGUGGAGAGACUGGAAGCAGACAAGGCUAAAUACGUGAAGAGUCAAGAGGUGAUUAAUGCAAAGCAGGAACCCGUGAAACCCGCUGUCUUGGCCAAGCCACCAGUUUGUCAGGCGACAAAACGAGCAGGGAGCAGUCCAUCCUUGAAGGCCUCAAACAAUAACUCCAAGAGUGAUAGUAGUCUAAAAAGAGAGAAUUUAAACCUAGAAAUUCUGAAAAAUAUCAUAAACAGCUCAGAGGGUUCAUCCUCGGGGACAGUUCACAAACACAGUUCCAGAAGCUGGGCGCCACACAGAUCGGAAUCAACUGAGCUCAACAGGCGUUCUUUUGCUGAAUCUCUGAAGGUGUUCCCUACCCAAGGUCACUCAAGCCCACAUGGAAGCAAUCUAAACCUUAGUAAACGGCUAUUUGAAGAGCAGUCAAGUGAUUCAUCUUUGCAUGUUUCCCAUAGUUCAUCAGACAUUAGAAGAAUAUGCAAUGGAAAGCCAUUGAAAGCAACACCUAGUAGUAGUUCUGCUCCACCUCUUCCACCAAAACCCAGUUUUACAGCUUGUAAUACUCUAAAAUCUCCUGAGAAUGACUCUAUGGAGCCAGACAGUGCAGUAGGUCGGAGACCAUCAUUGCACAGGUCUAAAUCAGAUCUAAGUGAUAGAUAUGCCCGCGCCAGUGCUGACGUUGAACGAUUUUUUAACUACUGCGGACUGGAUCCUGAAGAACUUGAAAAUUUUGGUGUGGAGAACUUUACACGAGCAAACUCGGAUAUAAUCUCUCUCAACUUUCGCAGUGCAAGUAUGAUUAGUUCAGACUGUGACCAGUCAAGACACAGCAAUGAUGACUUAACAGAUGAUGAAGACGCUAAUGAGAGAGUGCCAUACGGCAUCUCUGCAGUCGAACGAAAUGCCAGGGUCAUCAAGUGGCUUUACAGCAUUAAGCAAGCUCGAGAAUCGCAAAAAGUGUCUCAUGUGUGAGAAAGGAGCUACAACCUUUUUAGUUUAUGUUUUUGUUUGGUUUCAUUUUAAUUUGUAUUUAGUCUGUGAAUGUUCUGUUUGUGGAAGGUUGUGAAGUCAGUUUAAGUUACACAUUUUUUAAUUGCUUUGCGUUAUGAGUACAGUGUCUAACAGAAACUGCAUGCUUGUCAAGAAGUAAGCUGAGUGAGCUUUUCCCAAAAAAAAAAAGUUAUAUGGGAAUGGAGACAGCAGUUUUGGCCUAAUAUGGGUUUGAAAAUAGGACCAACCAAAUUAAAAAAAUAAAGAAAUGUUAAGAUUACAGCUCCACUAGCUACAACGUUAGGCCAUUUACCAUGACACUUGAGAUGCACAUAAUCAAAGCCAUAUCAGUGUAAUAGCAGUAGCUCAAACAAGAUGUAAUCAGCAGUAAAAUUAACCAGCGCUUGGCAGCACUGUCAGAUGUAUAUAAAGUUGUGGGCUGUGGAAGCAUGUUACAGUCCUAGUAAGUAGAAAACUCAACAACGUAGCUUUCUCAUGUCCAGUCUUGCACAGACCAUGUGGUAAACUCUGUAUCUUAUACUGUCAUCACCAUUUUCUGUCUUCCAUUUACUGUAGCUCUAUCAUCCUCUGCUCUGACUGACAGCGCUUGUGUGGUACUGUACAAUAGAAUGGAAGUCAAGUGAGUGACCUCAUUACAUGUAGUAUUUGUGGUUCACAUACCUUAGAGCACUGUUGAAACAUUUCAUCAGCUGUGGAAAACUAGAUUUUUUUUACUAUUAUUGUGUAAAUGCUGUAAGGAUUUGUAUAUACUUUGAAGUUGUUACCAAAAUCUGUAAAGCAGAGUCUGUUAUGCUAAUAAAUAGCUCUUGAUGCAA